AAUCAGAACGAUGGCGACGAGGAAUGGAUCAACUAACAGUUUGUUAGGGGAUCUGCGAGUGCCUGUGCUAGGGCGUUAAGUCGCUUUUAAACACGAGUUCGCAGAUCCGAGUUGGACACGAAGCCGAACAGUCGAACGAAGUGAUUGUAACUUUUCGCGUGUUUAAAGAAAAUCCCGUUGCUAUCUAAAAAACGAACGAAAGAAAUAACCUAUAAUAUUCUCUCGAUUUCACUAAUUGAAAGGGAAAAGAAAAAGGGAGAAACAAAAAAAUAAGAAAAACGAUAUUUGACGAUUAAAAGAAUUAAAGAUGAAUUCCUCGCACACAGCUCAUAUGUCUCAUGGGAGUAUGGAUCAUGGGAGUAUGGAUCAUGCAAGUAUGGAUCAUACAAGUAUGGACCAUAGUAGUAUGGAUCAUGCAAAUAUGAAUCAUGCUGAUAUGGACCAUAGUGGUCACAUGCAACACUCAGCAGCUACUACUGAUGGUAGCAAUAGUAUGGGAAUGCAUGGUAUGUCGAUGGUUUUCCAUGGCGGCUAUUGCGAGACCAUACUUUUUGAAUCUUGGAAAAUAACAUCAGUCGGUGGUUUAGUUGGAUCCAUGAUUGGUAUAAUGAUUAUGGCUACACUUUACGAAGGUUUAAAGUAUUACCGGGAAUAUCUUUUCUGGAAAACUUAUAGUUCCUUACAAUAUAGAAGCGUUACUGUGCCUCAAGAGAAGAAUGUUGUCGCUGAAGAUAACAGAGUCGUCCAUAUGGUCGGUGAGGUAAUCCAUAAACGGCCGCCCACAAUGCUGUCAUGGAUGCAUUGUUUCCAAACGUUCCUGCAUAUUAUACAAGUCAUCCUUUCAUACUUUUUAAUGCUGAUCUUCAUGACAUUCAACACCUGGCUCUGUUUCGCCGUAGUUCUUGGUGCUACCAUCGGUUACUUUCUUUUUGGAUGGAAGAAAUCCGUAAUUGUGGAUGUUACAGAACAUUGUCAUUAGUAAUUAAAUAUAGUGGCAUAAUCCGUUAUUAUUUCUAUUGCUCCGUUAUGUAUAUAUUAUUAUGUUGCGUGUAUGGUAAUUCUUUUUACAAAGAAGAAAAUAUCCAGAGUUUACAACAAAUAGAAGCGUAAUACGAUUACAAUAUAGUAUGUUUGUGGUUCUAUGCAAGAAAAAAUCCUUUAUCAAUACUGAAAGUAAAUUGUUGAUUUUCAACUAGAAUAUUUACACAGCUAUAACUAUUAUAUACAUAUAUAGAAUCACAAAUGAACUAUGAUUGUACAAUUAUCUUACUUAAUUGUAUUCUAUUGAAUACAGCUAUGCACAUAUUCGCUUUUUAUGCUGACAUCAAGUGGAACUUAUUUGUAAAAUAGAAUUAGAAAUAUAUUUGCGAUGACUAAACAUACGAUAAUUUUGCAGAAAGAAAA
This is a messenger RNA of Polistes canadensis, 1404 nucleotides long. RefSeq names its product high affinity copper uptake protein 1 (gene Ctr1A). Lineage: Eukaryota; Metazoa; Arthropoda; Insecta; Hymenoptera; Vespidae. Gene Ontology annotation, molecular function: copper ion transmembrane transporter activity. The transcript is spliced from 5 exons. Bases 308 to 979 code for a protein of 223 amino acids. Gene Ontology annotation, biological process: copper ion transmembrane transport. The record is from RefSeq and is a predicted model, not a curated record. Gene Ontology annotation, cellular component: membrane.